Messenger RNA from Tetranychus urticae (two-spotted spider mite), 3971 nucleotides. RefSeq names its product Telo2 interacting protein 1 (gene Tti1). The record is from RefSeq and is a predicted model, not a curated record. Lineage: Eukaryota; Metazoa; Arthropoda; Arachnida; Trombidiformes; Tetranychidae. Gene Ontology annotation, cellular component: cytoplasm.
AAUACAAUGUAUUGUAAUGUAGAGCUUGAUGCGAUCGUCUUGAUCAGUCAUAUUAAAGUUGACAGGUGGAAGACAUGAGAAAGUCAUUUCAAGGAAUUUUGAUUUGUCUAAUUUCUGGCAAAUUAUGAAUUAUUUGCUUUAAAUCAAAUUGAUUAGGUCAGAAAUUUACUGAAUCUUCUAAUGAUUGCUAUUAAAUUUAUAAACUUCACUUUACUCUCCCGAGAUGGCGCCUUGAACAGGAUUACUAUUUACCAGUAUCCAAUGGAAACUUAGCAAGUCGCAUGCCUUGAGCCUGUGAAAGUCUCUAUUGGAUUAUGGAAUAUGAAAAUUGUUUUCUUUUAUUUUGAAAUUUUUAAUGUGAUUAAGCUGAUUUUUAUCUCUGUGUUUAUGUCAGCUGGUUAAUUUACUGUUAAUUUAAUGUCACUUUUGUAUUUUAUUCCAUUAACAUUACGCGUACAUCAAUCUUAACUGUAUUUUGGUUUGAAUUUAUUUGUUUAUUUACGUCAAUUGGUGAUAACUUGUUACUUUUCAACUCUUUAGAGAUUGAAAUUUUUCUUCAUCGGCACCAUUAUGUUCAAUCCCGCCAACUCUUUGAAUUACCAGAACCCUUCAGAUAUUUUCAAGAAACCUUUAACAUUGGUACUCUAUAAGCCUGAAAAAUGGUCUGAGGAAACUCUUAUCAACACAAUUGAUUGUAUGAUUCUAAUGUUACAAAAAGGCUUGGUUAAAUCGCUAGAUGAUUUAUUUGAGCUCUAUGCAGUGCUGUUCAAUUUAAUUGACAUCGAAACUAAUAGUUAUCGAGGUGAAUGCAAAGUUAGUGAGGAUCUUAAACUUCAUGUGGUUCAUUGUGUCAAAGUUAUUGUGGAUUAUCUUGAAGAAAACUUGGUUACUGAAUUCUUAACCAAGCCCGCUCUUUUUCCAAUUCUGGGACACUCAAUUCAUGUGUUAUUGAACAUAAGUUUAAAGGAAAAGUACAAAGAGCUACAGAUGACUUCAAUGGCUUGCUUAAACUGUUUAAUUAAAAAGAUUGACUGUCUUGAGCGCCCUAACAAAGUAGGACCUGCAUCAGCUGAUGUAUUAGCUUCAUUUUUGCCUGGUAUUUCAAUUGCUGUGAUGAAAAUAGUGCUAAGUGAUGACAAGCUUCCACAAAAACUGUAUAUUGAUUGCCUCAAAACUUUGGAAACAACAAUUAAAGCUAUCUUGUCAAAACCAUUAUCUCAAAACUCUACCUUUGAUGGUAAACGUCCAGCUUUUGUGAUCGAAAGGACGAAAGAUUGGCUUCAAAGUAGUUGCUCUAAAUUGGAAAUAAUUUUUGAUAAAAUUAUCAAAGCACUAUUGAUUAAACAAUCUACGUUAAUAAAAAUGCAGCUAUUAAGAUUCAGUCAGGAGAUGGUUUACAUUCUCGCUGAAAUAGAUGUGAAAGACGAAAUCAUUAUAACUUUAUUAGAAGUUUCAUUCGUUAUUGUUUCGGAUAAGGAUAAAGAUUUACAAGAAUCAGCUCAACUUUGGCUGCAAGACUUUGGAAAUGAAAUUCUGAUUCACAAACCAUCAUUAAGAGAUUCUCUAUUUGAAAAAUUUUAUCAACUUUUAACAACAAUCACUCGUGAAUUACAGUGCAUCAGUGAAGAUCAAAAGAUUUCCAAAUUUAAAAUGAUCGAAGGUUACUUCAUAUGCUUAGGACCUCAAGGAUUAACAACAUUCCUUUCAUCGCAAUCGUGCCAAAAUCGCCUUUUUACUAGUUUAAUCGAUUGUGCAGCUCUGGAUGAAAAGCGUUCCACACAUGGUUAUAAAUUAAUAGAGAUGCUCGACCUAGAAAAAAUCGAAUCAAAGAAUCCCGCCUGCAACUACCCAGACAAAAGCUUUAAGCACUUCGAAGAUUCAGAGAUUCAAAUUUGUUUUGAAAGGAUUUGUGCCUUGCUCGGUCAAUAUUUAAACAGUUUCGGGUUGAUUGAUUACUUCAGCAAUAUUCUUGCAAAUGGGUCCAAAGAUCCAACCAUAAUAUAUGUUUGCAAUUAUACUCUACAUGGUCUUCAGAAUGUGGAUAUUUUAGAAAGUCUCUUCAAUGAGUAUAUCAAUCAGUUAUCACAAUUGACAGAAUAUUCAACUGCUCGUUCAACUUUAGCUGUGUCUCUUUUGUUGGAAGGUAUCUCAGUUUUCGCCGAAAAGUAUGGAUCAUCUAAACAAUACGUUAUCCUUUUAAAUUCAUUAUAUUUGAUAUUGGCUAACACCGGAUCUGACAAGGUUAUAAUCAGUGAUUCAGCCUUUACCACACUCCAACGAUUGACUCGUACCUUUUCUUACAAAUCAAUCAAAGAUCUGAUUUCUGAGAAUAUUGAUUACAUUCUCAACUACUUUAAUGUUAAACUGAAAAAUUUUGAAUUCAAUCGACAAGUUUGUCCCGUUUUCCAUGCCAUACUCAAUUUUACAGGAUUGGGAAUUCUACCUUACUUGGAAUUCACUAUUGACCAUGUUCUCUCUAGUUUAGACAUUUAUUAUAAUCUAAAGUGUGAUGUGCUUGUUGAUCUACUCAAAAUUUUAAUAAGCUUCAUUGGUAAGGAUAUUUCCCAGACUGAUUAUAUGAUGGAUUCAUCUUUAAAUUACCAAUCUAAUGAAAUAAAUAGAAAAGAAAAUUUCAUUAAACAAUUACAAGAAUUUCUCGAGGCCCGAAAAAUAGUCAACUCUCUUGAAAUUGAAGAUGAUCAAGAAAGCUUACCGAAUAAUUCCAAUGAGGCUAAUGAAGACGACGAUGAUGAUGGAAAGGAUGAAAAGAAACAAUUACCAGUUGAAAUCAGCACAACUAUAAAGAUUCUUGAGAGAUGCUGUCAUCUUCUUUCCAACCCAUCAUUAGACAUUCAAAUUAUUACAAUGGAGAUAAUCAUGAAAGGUUUACGUAUAUUGAAACCAUGGGAAGAUGAAAUUCUUCCCUUGGCACAUAAACUGUGGACUCCUAUUUUGAAACGGUUCAAUACAGGAAAUUUAGUUCUGUUAACAAAGUGUUAUCAUUGUUUAAUUGUGAUGAGCCAAUGUUGUGGAGACUUUUUAAAAUCACGGACUUUGGAACAAGUAAUACCACGUUUAAUAUCAUUCCUGCGGUCUCAGUAUAGUAAAAGUUUUCUUAAAACUGACUCAUCACCUUAUAAGUACACACUUGAAUAUAAGCUUCAAUGUGAAGUAUUAAGAACCAUUGGACUCCUAUGUGAUUAUCUUAAAAUUGAAAGCCUAUCUCUAUGGCCUGUUAUCGAAGCUGUUAUUCCCUAUUUAAGUAACAAACAGCCAAGAAGUUUGCAACAGGAGGCUUUAAAAUCAUGCAAAAUUCUGAUAUUCUUGGACCCAUUUGCUUUUCACAGUUAUUUGCAGAAAAUGAUGGAAACGAAAGAAGACAAUGAGAGGAAAAACUAUCAAACUAAUUUAAAAAUUUUAUUCGAUAUCCGGUUAUGAUGAAAGCCAUUUACAUGGAUCAUUGUUUGAGGAUCAAACUGAAUGUAAAACCAGUUAAUCAAAGAAAGCUUCCUUUAAAGUUCAAGAUUGUACAGAUAAUGCAGGUUCGCGCGGCGGAGCUGAACUAUCAGAUGCAGCUCCCUUUCGAUCUGAACUUUGAGCUUUGUCAUCCUUAUUAUUUUGACCACGAGCUCCCCGAGGUGGACCCCGUCUUCCUCGACCCAUUCUUCGAGCGCGGUAGCCGGUACCUCCUGCUGAUUGUUGACGUCUUUGACGGCGAGGUCUUUGUUCACGAUUUUCCUGAGCAUUAACCGCAUUGUCAUUUCCACUAGCAUCACCAUCGGCACCACUUUGGCUUCCUUCGGUGUCGCUACGAGGCCUUCUAGGUCUUCUACUCCAAAAUCUUCUUGCAAACCGUUUAGGACGUCUUCGAGGAGCGUCUUGUCCACCUUGUGGUCUUUCACUUCCACCAAAAUUAUUGUCAUUGUUUUCGUGUCUUUCCUCGUUGUUAUUUAAAUUAUCAUUGUUGUUAA